CACAUGGCUGUUCUCCGACGACAAACCCUGAUAACAUGCAAUCAUGAUUAUUAUCUCUACGAACUUCGCAUAUGCACCUGGUCCUCAGUAACUUCUUGUCAGCCACUGUAGCGGUCUUUACACCUUCCACUUUCAUAACAUUGCUGAUUGUGAGUCUUGGACGAAUAACAAGCUCCUAGCUUCGGACAACUCAUUACUCAACAAUCUGUGUUAUCAGGGCUCAAUCGAUAGCACCACUUUCGAACACCCAUAAGCUUUUUCGUCUUUUGAAGUUGUAAAGCUGGGUAUUGCAAGAUGUCUACAGAUAUUGGCAAGAUCGAGGCGGGGAGCCUUUUCAACGUCAAUGGCCUCGUUGCUGUAAUCACAGGAGGUGGAUCGGGCCUGGGUCGAAUGAUGGCGAGGGCACUCGCUGCCAAUGGCGCCUCGAAAGUGUUCAUUAUCGGCCGCCGUGAAGCGUCGCUGAAGGAGACCGCAGACUCCGUCCCCGGCGGCAAGAUCAUACCACUGGUUGGCGAUGUUACGUCGAAGCCAUCACUACAACAAUGUGUCGACAAAGUCAAAGCCGAGGUCGAUGCUAUUGAUGUUCUUGUGGCCAACUCUGGCAUAUCAGGACCUUCAGUGCCUAGUGUCGACUCAAAUCGACAACCCAUCGGCAUUGAACAGUUGGCAAAGAACAUGUGGGCUCCUGAACCCGAGGAUGUCAACACCACAUACGGUGUCAACAUCACCGGCGUCCAUUUUACAAUCGCCGCCUUUCUACCACUUCUCGACGCCGCAAACAAAAAGCGACCGCAACCACCAACAGAAGAAAACUUCAAGCCGCGGCCACAGAUCAUCACGACAAGCUCCAUUGGAGGAUACAGUCGUCAGCCUUUGGGCAAUCUCUCCUAUGGGCCUAGUAAGGCAGCCGUCAGACACCUGAGCAAACAACUUUCCACCCUACUUGUUAGCUACGACAUCAGGGUGAAUGUCAUCGCGCCGGGACUUUACCUUUCAGAAAUGACCGAAGGCAUGUACAAGUCGCUGGGCAAGUCCGAAACCCACAAUGUCGAGGGUACCUUUAACAAGGAAUGGAUUCCUGCCACGAGAAGCGGGGACGAGCAAGACAUGGCUGGUGUCAUCCUCUGGCUUUGCAGUCGAGCUGGAGCUUAUAUAAACGGAUGCACAGUGGUGACAGAUGGCGGACGACUCGGGGUACUGCCAUCGUCGUAUUGAACAGGCAAGAUAGAAUAUGCUAGUGUCUCCUAUAUGUUUAGGUAGAGAGGACACAUAGACGAGCCGAACAUAGAGCCAGC
Messenger RNA from Exophiala oligosperma, 1295 nucleotides. RefSeq lists its product as uncharacterized. The record is from RefSeq and is a predicted model, not a curated record. Bases 295 to 1215 code for a protein of 306 amino acids. The transcript has 3 exons. NCBI's taxonomy places the organism in Eukaryota, Fungi, Ascomycota, Eurotiomycetes, Chaetothyriales, Herpotrichiellaceae.